AUGGCUGAUCCCAAAACCUACACUGUCGGUUGGAUCUGCGCCCUUUCCACCGAGUUCGACGCGGCACAAGCCUUUCUCGACGAAGAACAUGAGGACUGUCCGCCAGUUGCCCCAAACGAUAAUAACAACUAUGCUCUAGGCAAGAUUGGGAGGCAUAAUGUCGUUAUUGCUGUCUUGCCGGAUGGGGGGUACGGUACAAACGCUGCUGGGGCUGUGGCUCGAGACAUGCUGCACAGCUUUCCAAAUGUGCGCAUUGGACUCAUGGUCGGCAUCGGCGGAGGGGCGCCCAGCUCAAAACAUGAUGUGCGACUUGGCGAUGUUGUAGUCAGCAGCCGCGACGGAGGCAAAGGUGGCGUCUUCCAGUACGACUUCGGCAAGGCAGUGCAGGACCAGGAUAUUUCCUUCCAGCACACAGACUUUUUAGACCAACCACCCAUGCUGCUACGAACAGCUGUUAGCGCGCUCAAGAGUCGAUAUAAGAGGAAAGGCCAUCAGCUGAAUAACGCGAUUGACGAGGCGUUGGAACGAUGGCCUCGACUGCGGGGGGAGUACUCACGGCCUCCUCCGGCAAGCGACAGACUCUACCGAUCGGAAAUCAUCCAUCCGCAAACGUCAGAAGGAUGCGCCAAGGUAUGCAGCGAUGAUCCAACCCAUAUAAUACUCCGAGCCGAACGAGUUGAACACACCGACGACCCUGCAAUUCACUAUGGGUUGAUUGCCAGCGCAAAUCAGCUCAUGAAGAACGCUACAAUCCGGGACAAACUGGCUGCUGAAUACGGCGUUGCCUGCUUCGAGAUGGAAGCGGCCGGACUGAUGAACCACUUCCCGUGCUUAGUUAUCCGCGGUAUAUGCGAUUACUCGGACUCGCAUAAGAACAAGGAGUGGCAGGGCUUCGCAGCCAUGGUGGCUGCAGCAUAUGCGAAGGAUCUUUUACUUCAGAUUGCGCCAACCAGUGUUGAAACUGAGAAGCCAAUUGGCGAAGUGCUUGGUUCUAUUCAACGAGAUCUGAAGUGUGUGAAUCGUACAACAGAGGAAACACGAGCGGGAGUCAAGCGCUUGAAACGUACGACGGAUGAAACAAAAACGGGAGUCAAGACCAUUCAGUCCCACCAAACGGAACAAACACAUCGUCUUAUUCGCGUCGAACAGGGUGUACUCAAGCUCAGCAAAGUUGAGGACCUAUCGAUUGCCUGCAAUCCUCAUUUCGUCGUACCGUUUCCUUCCGACCCUGAUUUUGUGAAUCGAUCCGACAUCUGGACAUGGAUUGAAGAGCGGCAUGCUGGACCCGGGAGUCGCUUCGCUCUCGUGGGCAUGGGCGGGUUUGGCAAAUCCCAGAUGGCCAUCCAAUUCGCUCACCAACUCCACGCCACCUCAUCUGAAACUAGCAUCUUCUGGGUUAACGCCAACACCAAAGCAACAUUUGAAGAGUCCUACCAAUCUAUAGCAGACGUCCUGGCCCUUCCAGGUCGCCACGACACUGACGUCAAUAUCCUAGCGCUGGUCCGCAAGUGGCUGCAGCGAGAGGACGUGAGCCCGUGGCUCAUAAUUAUCGACAAUGCAGAUGAUGUUAAGAUGCUAUUCUCUAAGGAUGGUAUUGAAACAUACCAAUCGUAUCUUCCUAAGAGAACCAAGAGCAAGAUUCUCAUUACGUCGCGCAGCUGGGACGCUGCAGAGAGGUUGACGGGUAACGUCAAGAUGGUCUACACCGUCCCAACAAUGGAGGAAAAACAGGCUUUACAGCUUCUACAAAGGAAGCUGGGCCGAGACGUCAACGAGGCUGUCGCAUCACGCCUUAUACGCACCCUUGAGUGCAUCCCUCUCGCCAUAAACCAGGCGGCGGCGUAUAUUCACAAACGAAGUCCUCGAGUGACCGUUGAGUCAUAUUUGGAGGAAUUCCAUAACAGCGAACAGCGAAAGGGCACCCUCCUUCGCAGCGAUAGAGGGGAUAUCCAACGUUAUGAAGGCGUAUCUAACUCCAUCGUAGUGACAUGGCAGGUGACGUUUGAGCAGAUCAAACGGGAGCAGCCCAGGGCAGCCGACCUUCUUUCGCUCAUGAGCUACUUUCAGGCGCAAAACAUCCCCGAGUAUAUGCUGCAUAACUACUGUAGUGGCAACAUAGGUUCUGAAGAGAGCGACGAUGAGCAUGCUGAAACCAGUAGCAACGACUUUGAGGAUGACUUGGAUGUGCUCCGGAGCUACUCACUCGUUACCGUGACGGCUAUGUCGGGUUUCCUGGAGAUGCACUCCCUGGCGCAAUUUUGCACUAAAGUUUGGAUCUCAGAAUAUGGUUUCCCUGACCAAUGGAAGACACUCUUUCUUCAAUUAGCCUCACAGCACUUUCCAUCGGGCGUAUUCGAAACUUGGCAACAGUGUCAAACCCUAAUGCCCCACAUACAGCCCUUGUUGAACAAACAGCCGUCAGAAGCAGGCGACCAGCUAAAAUGGAGCAAUUUGCUGACGAAUAUAUCUUGGUAUUUGGUGAUGCUUGGCAACUAUUCCAGGGCGGAGGUCUUAGCACAAGAUGCUGUUAGGGUCAGAAGGGAAAGAUUAGGAGAGGAGCAUCCCUCCACGCUGACAAGCAUGGCCAACCUGGCGUCAACAUAUAUGAACCAAGGCCGAUGGAAGGAGGCCGAGGAUCUGUUUGUGCAGGUGAUGGAGACGUUCAAAAGGGUGCUUGGAGAGGAGCAUCACGACACGCUGAUGAGCAUGGCCAACCUAGCGUCGACAUAUAGAAGCCAAGGCCGAUGGAAGGAGGCUGAGGAGCUGUUUAUACAGGUAAUAGAGAUGAGAAAGAGGGUGCUUGGAGAGGAGCAUCCCGACAUGCUGACGAGCAUGGCCAACCUGGCGUCGACGUACAGAAGCCAAGGCCGAUGGAAGGAGACCGAGGAGCUGGAGGUGCGUGUGAUAGAGACGAGGGAGAGGGUGCUUAGAGAGAAGCAUCCCGAAAUGCUGAGGAUUAUGCAUAACCUGGCGUCAACGUAUAUGAACCAAGGCCGGUGGAAGGAGGCUGAGAAACUGUUUAUGCAGGUGAUGGAGACGUUUAAAACGGUGCUUGGAGAGGAGCAUCCCAACACGCUGACGAGCAUGGCCAACCUGGCGUCAACAUACAGGAGCCAAGGCUGGUGGAAGGAGGCUGAGGAACUGGAGGUGCGUGUGAUAGAGAUAAGAAAGAGGGUGCUUGGAGAGGAGCAUCCCGACACGCUGAUGAGCAUAGCUAACCUGGCGUCGACGUUUUGGAACCAAGGCCGAUGGAAGGGGGCUGAGGAACUGGAGGUGCGUGUGAUAGAGAUAAGAAAGAGGGUGCUUGGAGAGGAGCAUCCCGACACGCUGAUGAGCAUGGCUAACCUGGCGUCGACGUUUUGGAACCAAGGCCGAUGGAAGGAGGCUGAGGAACUGCAGGUGCGUGUGAUAGAGACGAGAAAGAGGGUGCUUGGAGAGGAGCAUCCCAACACGCUAACAAGCAUGGCCAACCUGGCUUCGACGUUUUGGAACCAAGGCCGAUGGAAGGAGGCCGAGGAGCUGAACUUGCGGGUGAUGGAGACGAGAAAGAGGGUGCUUGGAGAGGAGCAUCCCUCAAUGCUGACGAGCAUGGCCAACCUGGCGUCAACAUAUAGGAACCAAGGCCAAUGGAAGGAGGCUGAGGAGCUGUUUAUACAGGUGAUAGAGACGUUCAAAAGGGUGCUUAGGGAGGAGCAUCCCUUAAUACUGACGAGCAUGGCUAACCUGGCGUCAACAUAUAGGAACCAAGGCCAAUGGAAGGAGGCUGAGGAGCUGUUUAUACAGGUGAUAGAGACGUUCAAAAGGGUGCUUGGGGAGGAGCAUCCCUGGACGCUGACGAGCAUAGGCAACCUGGCGUCGACGUACAGGAACCAAGGCCGAUGGAAGGAGGCCGAGGAGCUGGAGGUGCAGGUGAUGGAGACAAGUUUGAGGGUGCUUGGAGAGGAGCAUCCCGACACGCUGACAAGCAUGCAUAAUCUUGCCUUCACUUGGAAAGACCAGGAACGAUGGGAAGAUGCGGUGCAACUGCUCCAAAACUGUGUUCGCUGGAGAGAAAACGUCCUUGGUGUGGACCAUCCAGACACCAUAUCUUCCGCAUCAGCCCUGUCGGACUGGGAGCUAGAUUUCAGGGAAACUAGCCAUAAGUUUACAUAA
Messenger RNA from Colletotrichum aenigma, 4152 nucleotides. It is a transcript of the gene klc-2, whose product is annotated as Kinesin light chain. Gene Ontology annotation, biological process: nucleoside metabolic process. Lineage: Eukaryota; Fungi; Ascomycota; Sordariomycetes; Glomerellales; Glomerellaceae. The transcript is spliced from 4 exons. Bases 1 to 4152 code for a protein of 1383 amino acids. Gene Ontology annotation, molecular function: protein binding; catalytic activity; ADP binding. Gene Ontology annotation, cellular component: kinesin complex. The record is from RefSeq and is a predicted model, not a curated record.